CUGAAAAUGUGGCAUGGAAGACGGCUCAGGCAAAGAAGGAUAGUACAAUGGCUCGGAAAGACGUCGCAUGAUAGGUUGCCCGUCCCAAUAAGCUUGAUCAUGAAUCAACCCAUCAGUGAUUGGUGGUGGUUGCAAAGGGAGCGAAUAACGUCGUGAUCCCAUCGUGGUGUUAUGCUGCAUAUCAUCGUCACUAUUUUGGACAGUUUGAAUCCAGUCCGCCACAUUAUACGCUUGUCCAUGUGUUCUCGGGUUCACCACACCAAUCAACGCUUCUUCGGUGAGAAAGGGUGUCUUGAACAUGGCCCAUGUAUCCGUCGCUUUGCCACCACCGCACAGGUACGAAAAAUCAGGCGUACCAAGUUUAGGCGCCAUCAGCUGAUCCAUCACCGACGUCAUUUCCUUGAGAUGGAGACCAUGACCGCUGCUGUUGUUCUGUUGGUGGUGGUGGUGGUGGUGGUUGCUAUUCGAAAGGAAUUCCUGAGCGUAACUCCAGGUAUCCUGAGGAGUAAUAGGAGUCGAAUAUUCGCUCGGAGCAUCGUCUUCCAAAAUGUCCUGAUAACAGGAGGACAAUGGCACGGGAUCACCCGCUGGGUACAUCGUCGAUUGACUACCAACAUAUGACAACCCGGACGAACUACGCGAUAG
Messenger RNA from Radiomyces spectabilis, 645 nucleotides. RefSeq lists its product as uncharacterized. The coding region runs from base 172 to 621 and encodes 149 amino acids. NCBI's taxonomy places the organism in Eukaryota, Fungi, Mucoromycota, Mucoromycetes, Mucorales, Radiomycetaceae. The transcript has a single exon. The record is from RefSeq and is a predicted model, not a curated record.